Molecule: messenger RNA, 1230 nt
Organism: Astyanax mexicanus (Mexican tetra)
Lineage: Eukaryota; Metazoa; Chordata; Actinopteri; Characiformes; Acestrorhamphidae
Product: trace amine-associated receptor 6-like
Exons: 1
Coding region: 14-1009 (331 amino acids)
Biological process (GO): G protein-coupled receptor signaling pathway
Cellular component (GO): membrane
Molecular function (GO): trace-amine receptor activity
Source: RefSeq, a predicted model, not a curated record
GCAUCUCUUUAUAAUGGAAAUAUCAUACACUCAAAACUUCACAGUUCAAUACUGCUUUCCUGGAAACAAUGCAUCCUGCAGAAAGCAGGUCCGAUCAGACCCUGCAUAUAUAUUUUUGUUCAUUUUCCUCUCAUGUAUAUCUGUGUGUACUGUGAUUUUGAACUUGUUGGUGAUUAUCUCCAUCUCUCACUUCAAGCAGCUCCACACUCCAACCAACCUGCUCAUCCUCUCUCUAGCUGCAGCAGAUCUUCUCGUGGGAAUGUUUGUUAUGCCUGUGAAAAUAACACAACUGAGAGACUCCUGUUGGUAUUUUGGAGAUUUGGCAUGUUGUUUUUCUGAAAUAAUCAAUGGAUGUUUAACGGCAGCAUCUCUGUGUAACCUGGUUUUAAUCGCAGUUGAUCGAUACAUUGCUGUCAGUGAUCCUCUGCAUUAUAACACUAAAAUCACAGUUUGUAAAACAUCUCUGUUCAUUGUUCUAGCCUGGUCUAUUUCUGUGAUGUAUAUAACCAUAUUUUAUUAUUUUAAUGACCAUCUACUUCAAUCUCAGGUGAUCACAAGUUGUUAUGGAGAGUGUGUAGUGAUUGUUAAAGAUUUCUGGGUGAUUACUGAUGUGGUAGUUUGCUUUGUAGCUCCUUGCUCUGUUAUACUGAUCCUGUAUUCAAUAAUUUUUAAUGCUGCAAGACAGCAAGCUAAAGCUGUCAGAGCUAUAAGACUUGCCUUAAAGAUACACAGCUCUUCACAUUCUUCUGAAAUCAAAGCAGCAAAAACACUGGGACUCGUCAUUUCUGUUUAUCUUACUUUCUGGAUAACAUUUUAUGUAUGUUCGCUGACAACUUCAUCAAUAGCGUGGACUGUGUUUGGCUGGCUAUUGUACCUGAACUCCUCAUUGAAUCCACUUUUGUAUGCAAUAUUCUAUCCAUGGUUUAGAACAUCAGUUAACUUUAUUGUAUGUUGUCGAAUAUUUGAAUCCUCAUCUUCAACAUUUAAUUUGCUACCAGAUCAUUUUUAAGGAUGAUUUGUGAAUGAUACCACUCUGCAGUCACUGAUCACAUCCAGGACUGUGUCACAAAUAAGGUUAAAAAUCACUUUUUAGAUUACUUUAUGUUUUAGACUGUAGUAAACAAAUAUUUAUAAUCUAAUUAUUUAUAAUUAAUAUUAAUACAAUUUAUAUUAUUAACGAGGAGAGAACAAGGAAUGCAUUUCUUCCUAAUACAGCUUUAAUAAGAAACA